AUGGAGGGUAGUUCAGUGACUCUGACCUGUAGCAGUGAUGCUAACCCAGCAGCUAACUACACCUGGUACAAGGAGAAUGAAGACUCACCAAAAGCUUCAGGACAGAUCUUCAACAUCACCCACAUCAGACCUGAACACAGAGGGAGUUAUUACUGUGAAGCCCAGAACAGAAUUGGACGUCAUAACUCCACCUUACAUUUGACUGUUGUAGCAGGAAAAUUACCAGUAAUACUGAAUGUCAUCAGGUUAACUUUGAUGGUGCUGGUGCUGAUUCCUCUUCUUUUGAUUCUGUGUAUGAGGAAGAAGAAACUCUUCAGCUGUGGGGCUGAACCAAAUGAACCUGUGGAGGCUAUAGAGAUGCAGCAAAACGACACACAUUACUAUUCGAAUUCUUCUUUAUAUUGCAAUUAGUUUUACUUCCCAUCUUUAUCUUCUCCCUCGUCUGUGAUUAAACUCACCUGUCUUGUGUCUUUUGUCUACAUGCUCUUUGUCUCAUUAACCCAUCAGCUCUUGUGAGUGUGGGUGUACGUAUAGACAUGUCUCAUUUGUCCCUUGUCAAAUACUCUAUUAAUUCAUUCAUUUAUUCUAUUAUUUGUAGCUUUUCUUCAGGUUACACUGUUUCUCUUUUGGUUUGAUUUCACCUUUUGCUGUAUUUGUGGAUUGAGUUCUUUGUUUUUGUAAGUCAUCAUUAAACCGACUUUGA
Molecule: messenger RNA, 703 nt
Organism: Mugil cephalus (flathead mullet)
Lineage: Eukaryota; Metazoa; Chordata; Actinopteri; Mugiliformes; Mugilidae
Product: B-cell receptor CD22-like
Exons: 4
Coding region: 1-411 (136 amino acids)
Source: RefSeq, a predicted model, not a curated record